Messenger RNA from Talaromyces proteolyticus, 1194 nucleotides. RefSeq lists its product as uncharacterized. NCBI's taxonomy places the organism in Eukaryota, Fungi, Ascomycota, Eurotiomycetes, Eurotiales, Trichocomaceae. The coding region runs from base 185 to 1093 and encodes 302 amino acids. The record is from RefSeq and is a predicted model, not a curated record. Gene Ontology annotation, molecular function: oxidoreductase activity. The transcript has a single exon.
GGGGAAUUUUCUGGGAUAUAAAGUCCUCAUCCAACUCCUAUGACUGGGAGGUUAUCAGAUGAGGUUUUUUUUUUGAUAUCAAUUGCUGUCCCUCGGAUCUUGGUCCUAGUUUUGAGCUUCAAUUCCCGUCUGAAUAGGAAAAUCUAAACAAACCCAUCCCAUAAAAAUCAACUUCUCAAGCAGAAUGGCUCUGAAGAUUGCUCUUGCCGGUGCCACCGGUAACCUUGGGGGCCCUGUUCUGAAAGCUCUUCUCCAUGCCAACCUCCAUGUCACUGUUCUCUCUCGAAUUGGGGGAAACUCAUCAAAAAUAGCACCUCAUUCAAACCUCACAGUCAAGGAGGUCGAUUUCAAUUCCGUCCAGUCUCUAGUUCCCGCCUUAGAGGGGGUCGAAGUCGUGGUUUCUUGCCUUGCCACUUUAGCCAUAGGCAGUCAGAAUCCCUUGAUUGAUGCUGCUGAGGCUGUAGGCGUACGGCGAUUUAUUCCCGCUGAAUUUGGCAUGGACUCUCUCAAUCCAUUAUGUGUGCAGUUGCCCGUAUGCGCUCCAAAAGCUGCAACACAGCGAUACCUUAUUGAGAAGUACAGCGCAAACUCUACUUUCACCUAUACUGCUAUUGCCAAUGGACUGUUUCUCGACUGGGGUCUCAAAGUUGGCUUUAUUGUGAAUCCAUCCAAACACACUGCGACAUUGUAUAACGGCGGCGAUGUCCCUUUCAGCGCCACAAAUCUCGCCGAUGUAGCACAGGCAGUCUUGGGCAUAGUCAAAAACCAAGCUCAAACGGCCAAUCGAGUUCUUUAUAUUCAUUCUACAGUGACUACGCAGAAUAAACUGAUUCAGUAUGCAAAGGAAAAGGACGGAAAAGAAUGGAACACAAUUUGCAAGAGUACGGAAGAAGUCAAACAGGAAAGUGAAGCCGAACUAAACAAAGGGGGAGAAGGAAACAUCAAUGCGGCCAUGGAUGGAUUUUGUAUUUGUGCAUGUUGGAAUCCCGACUAUGGUUGUGACUUUUCGGGCCAUUUGGAUAACGAGUUACUGGGCAUAAAGACGCUCGAUGAAAGUGAUCUGAGGGCUCUGAUCGAGGACUUCCUGGGCUGAUGGCAAAUUUUACACCGAUCUGGUUAAAGAUCUAGCUAGAGAUCAAUUUUUUAAUCCCACGAGUUUACCUACAUGAAAGCGAUGUGCAGUGCUAAUAAGGC